Esox lucius (northern pike) is the source of this 3228-nucleotide messenger RNA. It is a transcript of the gene c2cd6, whose product is annotated as C2 calcium dependent domain containing 6. The record is from RefSeq and is a predicted model, not a curated record. Bases 233 to 3154 code for a protein of 973 amino acids. The transcript is spliced from 13 exons. NCBI's taxonomy places the organism in Eukaryota, Metazoa, Chordata, Actinopteri, Esociformes, Esocidae.
UGCCCUAUCUGUUAGCACCAAUACCGCUGUUCGUGGAUAGAGACCAUAACGCCGCGCGUGUUUACGUUCGUUUUUUGCUACCCUGACAACAACGCUAAUAACUUUUUUUUUAAGUUUAGUUGAGGCCCCGCUAGCUAGUUAGUCCUGCAGUUUACAUUUUCCUAUUUGCAACGAUUGCAUAGAUUUCCCUAAUGUCUUUCACAAAUCGCUAAACGGGUGCGUCAGGUGUAUCAUGGGAGAACCAGUGGCAUCGAAGACCCAAAGCCCACCAGCGCAUGGAAUAUCUGUCAAUCGCAUUGGCAAUCUGCUGAGGAGAGUAUCCAUAGCUGAGCCUUCUUGUGGUGAAGAUGAUGAAGAUGAUGAACAAGUAGAUAAGGAACUUCCCCUACCAAUUCCACGAGACCCACUGAAAGCAUGUCUAACAGUCCAUGUGAAAAACUGCCAGGAGUUCAACAAGAACUCUUCCAUAAAAAAAGGCACCCAGGGAUUCUUGAGGGUGAGUGUUGGCGGUAAGGUGAAGUGCACAAUGGUCCAGCUCUACAAGGACCCAAAGGCCUGCCAGACCAAGUUCCCCCUCUACUUCAACGAGUGGAAGCAUUUCUCCAUACAGAUUCCCAAGAACAGUGAUAACCCAAUGGGCAUCUUUGAGUCACACCGUCUGGUUGUGGAGCUCAUCUUCUUCGAGAAGGAGACCGGUGUUCCCAAGCUCAUCGGCAAGACCUUCGUCAAACUGCUGGACAUCCUUAACAAGUCACAAGUGAACCAUCUGGUUGAUCUGAAGCACAAGCGGCAGAUCAUCUGUAAACUGGAACUGGAGAUGGUGAUCACUUAUGGAUCCCUGGGUUACGGAUACUCCCACCAGUUGAAACAUCCUAUGAGAGACAUGGAGAGCUUAGUGGAUCGCUCCCUGUUCCUCCGCUGUCCACCACCAGAGGAACGUAAAGACGCUCACUAUAAUGUAGUCACUCCCAAACCAGUAGAUUAUCCUGACUUCAUCAGGGCCCUGACGCAAAGAGAAACCACCGAUCCGGCCGACAGCCCGAUCUCCCCUAUCAUCCUAAAAUGUAUGGAGAGGAGGGGAAGGGUGCUGCAUAUUCAUGAGGCGAUAAAGGCCUUCGAGUCGUCUGAGGAUGGCGUCCAGUACCUGGAAAACCUAGUGUUGAAGAGGGGGAUUCCAACCGACACCCCAUGGAGGGUGAACAAGAAGUUGUUGGUUCUCUCUAAGUGGAGGAAUAAGGCGAAUAUGGUUUCCACGCUGCUCAAAUUUCAAAAGAGUUCGCUGGCCAAAAAGCCGAGAGACGACACUGAUGGGACAGCACCCAUGCCGAUGCAGAGCGUCAAUAUGCAACAGGAGAACAAACUCAUAAUCAGUCAGAAUGAGGUGUGUGAUGUUUCUGAGAUUUCUCCCAGAAAGACCCUGGCUGCAGCCUCUGGACUGUCCUCACAGUCUGCCCAGAAUGCCCUGUCUUCUCCAGCUCCACGCCUGUCCCCUUCUGAUCAAGACACCACACCUAAAUCAACCCUGGACCAUAAGGAAUCUCCCUGUAGCAGUGUGGCCUCAUGCUCCAUGGAGCAUCCUGCCCUGUCCAGGGCCAACUCUAACCCCAGGCACGUCACCCUGGUCCUGCCUGAGAGUGCCUGCACCUCUGCAUCCACCUUAUCUCAACCCGGCACCACUCACAUCCCUCAAUCCACCCAGCUGGUCUCUGUUCCCCACCACCUGGCGUCCCACUCUGUUCUCAUUCCCCUGACAGAAGAGGGAGAAGAAGAGGAGAAAGUGAACGCCCCGUUGUCCUCCUCCUUUAUUACGUCGCUCUCCUCUCUAACAUUGACUCCUGAGGUGGCACGAACCCUCCAUGCCUCCCCCGUGUGCUUGCGCCAACAGAGCCAGCAUGGGCCGACAGUGGAGCAAGAGGACUACCGACCAUCUAGCCCCAAGUACCAGCAGCAGCAGAAUCACCAGCCUUCUAGCCCCAAGUACCAGCAGCAGAAUCACCAGCCAUCUAGCACCAAGUACCAGCAGCAGAAUCACCAGCCUUCUAGCCCCAAGUACCAGCAGCAGAAUCACCAGCCAUCUAGCACCAAGUACCAGCAGCAGAAUCACCAGCCAUCUAGCCCCAAGUACCAGCAGGGGCAGAAUCACCAGCCAUCUAGCCCUAAGUACCAGCAGCAGAAUCACCCGCCAUCUAGCCCCAAGUACCAGCAGGGGCAUUGCCAGCAAACAAGACCCAGGUACAAACCUUACUAUAAGCCCAGGCAGGAGAGCCUGUUCAAGGGAAACAGUGACCGAGAGCAGAGGGGGGUUGCUAGUUGCACCCUUGGAGGAGUUAGGGACUCUGAGUGGACCCCGCCCCAAAGAGACACUGCUGGGAUUGGCAGCAUGGGAAGUGGGUGGAAGGGGCUUGGCUGUCUUAGUUCCAGAGAGCAGAGGGAAGAGGAGAGCCCAAGCAGCAGCACCACCUUCAGGCCCACCCCACUGAGGGACCUGGCCCCACCUCAGCUGCUGGGGGCCUGGACUGAGAACAUUGCCACUGUGCCCAUCCCCAUAGGAAAAGGUGGGGGAGGUCUGCCCGCGGCCUUGGGAACCAUAACACCUCUCCCCCAGCGGAUCUCCCCCCCAUCCACCCCACCUUCAUCCUACCGGCUGAGUGAUAGCCCUUUGACAGGCUUGUCCAUUCCCCCCCUGACUAUCAGCUCCAGGGUAACUGACACGAACUCUCCGGGUCUGGAAACCGGGACUCUGAAUGGUUCCUCGCUCACUGGCAGCAGGUGGUGUGAGCUCAACCCCCCAGCUUUGACUGCAGGCAAGACCAGCAGUGGCAACAGCACUGAGAAGAUUGCCCAGUCACCAGGAGCUAGCACCAGCACAGACCCACUCACUUCCAGGUUAGGCAGUUUCCCCACCGGAGGUGGUUUAGAGUCUGGGCAGUGGUCCCUCCUAUCAGACAUCGACAUGUCACCCCUCCGCAGUGGAAUAGUCUUCUCCCCCCUCUCCCCAAUCUCCUCCACAAUACCCCUCACCCCCAGCCCCAACUCGCCCCCUCCCGGAUGCCACAGAGGCAGUAUGCCAGGCAAGGACCGACACAGAAGCAGUACGCCAGGCAAGGACCGUCCUUACCACAGGCAAAACAGAGACUGUUACAGGAAGAUGUAGAAAAUUAUACAUCUUGUUGGCAGCUCUAUUUUGUUCUUGUUUUUGUUAGUUUCAGUAUGUUAUCUAAGGAUGAA